Theileria parva strain Muguga is the source of this 489-nucleotide messenger RNA. RefSeq names its product Ribosomal protein S21e (gene RPS21). The transcript is spliced from 2 exons. Bases 225 to 473 code for a protein of 82 amino acids. Gene Ontology annotation, biological process: translation; endonucleolytic cleavage to generate mature 3'-end of SSU-rRNA from (SSU-rRNA, 5.8S rRNA, LSU-rRNA); endonucleolytic cleavage in ITS1 to separate SSU-rRNA from 5.8S rRNA and LSU-rRNA from tricistronic rRNA transcript (SSU-rRNA, 5.8S rRNA, LSU-rRNA). Gene Ontology annotation, molecular function: structural constituent of ribosome. Gene Ontology annotation, cellular component: ribosome; cytosolic small ribosomal subunit. The record is from RefSeq and is a predicted model, not a curated record. NCBI's taxonomy places the organism in Eukaryota, Apicomplexa, Aconoidasida, Piroplasmida, Theileriidae.
AACAUUACAUUAUUUGUGUUAUGGGGGAUUCCACCAUCUAUACACUUUCAACAAAGGUUUUACUUAGCUUUUACUGGUCAAAUUAUUUUUGUUUUUACAUUCCAAUAUAUUUAUUGAAUUUUACAUCUUCACAACAUAUUUGUUGAUUGAUAAGAUUCAUAAAAUUGGUUAAUUGAUAAGAUUCGUAAAAUUGGUUAAUUGAAUAAUAAACUUUUUUAUUGAAAAUGAUUAACGAAGACGGGAAACUUGUAGAUUUAUACAUUCCAAGGAAAUGCUCUGGGACAAAUAGAAUCAUCUCAGCCAAAGACCAUGGAGCAGUACAAAUCAACAUUGGACUGGUUGAUGAAAGAGGCGUUUACAACAACACAAACUUCAGCUUGGCUUUGAGUCCUGAAAUGAGGCAGAGGGGCGAUGCUGACGAGACUGUCAACAGGCUUCUGAGAGAGGAAGGACUCUUAUCCUCUAACAACUAAUCUUCUUUUUUACACU